AUGUUUUCCAUGACGCCCAUUUUGAUGCGCCGCUAUAGCGUUCACUCCGAGCUUGGCGUGGGCCUGGUGGCGUCUUCCUUUGCCUUGGGCCGUUUCUGCCGCUCGGAACGUUGGGCGAAAAUGGGUGAAAACGACAGCGCGGCGCUGGGGAAGCCUGGAACUUAG
Durusdinium trenchii is the source of this 165-nucleotide messenger RNA. NCBI's taxonomy places the organism in Eukaryota, Dinophyceae, Suessiales, Symbiodiniaceae. The record is from the annotation of a GenBank genome assembly.